AUGGCGGGCGACGCAGAUCCCCGUUGGCAGCUCGCCAACGCUUGCGGCCCACGAUGGAUUUCGGCAGAGGUGUGUGCCUUCCGUGUAUGGGCUCCACAUGGAGAAGAUGUAGCCGUCGAGCUACAAGAUUCGGAAGGUGGCGACGCGAAGGAGGUGCGACUGACGCGAGAAGGUGACUUCUGGUCUGGGGAGGCUCCCUGCAAACCCGGAGAUCGCUACAGGAUUGCCAUGGGUUCCAACUGGAACGACUGCUUUCACCAGGAGGGAGCGCGACUGCUCCGUCGCGACCCGUGCGCACGGGAGUGCGACUUCAACUCCGCGUGGUGCAUUCUGCAUCCUCCAGUGACGCCUCCCCCGUCCUUCGCUGCCCCCACUUUCAACGAGCUGAUUCUCUACGAGCUGCACAUUGGCAGCUUUGUUUCUGAAGCGGACGAGAAGCGGGCUUUCGCUGCAACGGCGGAGAAGCUGGAGCACGUCGCAUCUUUGGGUUUCAACUGCAUCCAGUUCAUGCCCACCGCCGAGUUCGGAGGCAUUUGGGGCUACAACUCGCGGCAGUUGCUGGCGGCGCACGGGCCAUGGGGCUCAGCGGCCGACAUGCAUGCAAUGGUGCAGCGUGCGCACGGCCUUGGCAUGGCGGUGCUCUUCGACGUGGUUCUCAACCACGGCUCGUCGAAGAUGAAUGUGCUUUGGAACUGGGACGGCUACGGCCCAGACAACUGCGGCGGGAUCUACUUCGAAGGCGAGAAGGAUACGCCUUGGGGCAAGCGCUUUGCCUUCCACAAGGCUGAGGUGCAGGACUACCUCAAGCAGUCGUGCCGGACGUGGUUUGAAGAGUAUGGGGUGGACGGCUUGCGAUUCGACUCGGUGCACAACAUGCCCUGGUGGCUUCUGCAACAGCUCACCUUCGAGAUCAAGGCCCACUACCCAGACAAGAUCCUCAUCGCGGAGAUCACGCCGGAGAAUCCGAAGGUGCUCCACGAUGCCGGGUUCCACUCGUGCUGGCUUCACGCCACCCACUUCGACUCGGUGAAGAUCAUGAAGGGCUCCGAUGGCGGGGAUGAUCCAAACAAGCGUCUGAGCAUGCUGAAGAACAUGGUUGCGCCGCACGGCUUCGGCAACAUCGGCGGGGUGCACUCCUUGCUGGGGUCCCACGACCAGAUCGGCGACCGGCACAACGGAAAGCAAGAUGGGCAUGGCACCCACCGCUACUACGUCAGCCGCCUGGGUGGCAAGGGCAACUGGCAUGCGCGCGCGCAGUGCCGCGCCUGGUUUGGAUUCCAGAACUGUUGUAAAGGUCUUCCGAUGACGUUUAUGGGCACGGAGAAUUUGCAGGAAGAUUGGUGGCAUGUUGACAAGCACCACCGGCUCAACUGGGGGUUGCUUGAAGGUGGUGACCCUCACACAGCAGAGAUGCGUGCAUUCGUAACAGCUUCCAACAAGCUGCGGCUGUCCUGUGAGCCCCUCACCAGGGACGAAGUCAAGUUUGUGCAUGAGGAUGGCGGCAGCACAGUCCUUGCAUUCAUGCGUUGGACACAGGAGACCGCGGCCUUGUGCAUCGUCCAUCUGGCGGAGUCUCAGUGGGAGAGUGACGGCUACGGAGUCAGUACUGGCUGGGGCGGAGGCAGAACCUGGAAACUGGCAUUGAACUCACAGGCCAAGGAGUUUGGCGGCUGGGAUGGCAGUGCUACGCCUGAGGCAAAGGCGGAUGACUCCGGCAAAAUCAUGGUGAACAUCCCCAAGUGGUCCAUGUUGGUCUACGUUUCUGCGCAGUGA
Molecule: messenger RNA, 1773 nt
Organism: Symbiodinium natans
Lineage: Eukaryota; Dinophyceae; Suessiales; Symbiodiniaceae
Source: the annotation of a GenBank genome assembly